This is a messenger RNA of Scylla paramamosain (green mud crab), 3182 nucleotides long. Its product is annotated as ethanolamine kinase 1-like. The transcript has 8 exons. Gene Ontology annotation, molecular function: ethanolamine kinase activity. Lineage: Eukaryota; Metazoa; Arthropoda; Malacostraca; Decapoda; Portunidae. Gene Ontology annotation, cellular component: cytoplasm. Bases 136 to 1224 code for a protein of 362 amino acids. Gene Ontology annotation, biological process: phosphatidylethanolamine biosynthetic process. The record is from RefSeq and is a predicted model, not a curated record.
GCGGUGACUCGCAAAGACUACCCGUUGUGGUGGCUGCCUAUUGUGGCAACACUGGGUGAGAGGGGAAGCAGUUCGUUCAUUGAGGGGGCAGAGGUUGGGCACACAGCACCGAGGACCACACUCCGCUCAUACACGAUGGUGGCGACGCUGGCAGUAGUGGUGGACGGCACGACGGAGGAGGGGCUGCGGGAGGGCGCCAAGCGGGUCCUCGCACAUGUCAGGCCUCACUGGCAGCACUCUAACCUUACUUUUAAGACGUACACCGCGGGCGUGACGAACAUCCUGGUGGGCGUGUGGUGCGGCCAGGAAAGGGAGCAGGUGCUGGUGCGAGUCUAUGGUAACAACACUCAUCUCUUCAUCGACCGACAGCAGGAGAUCGACACCAUGCAGGCUGUGCACGCCGCUGGGUGUGGGCCGCAGGUGUUCGCAGCUUUCACCAAUGGACUGUGCUACGCCUUCACGCCCGGGGUGCCACUCACCAUCCAGGACGUGACCCACCAGCCAGUGUGGCAUGCCAAUGCUAGACAAAUGGCCACCUUCCACAAGAUUCAGAGCGGAGAACAGCAGAAACCUAUGCUGUUCACCAAAAUACGUCAGUUCCUCGCCCUCCUGCCGCCCGCCUUCACAGAUCCUAAGAAACAGAAAAGACUGGAGGAGAGCGGUUGCACAAGAGACGCUCUGGUUCGUCUGACCGAAGAGCUGGAGACCCACCUGGUGCCCCUGGGGUGUCCUGUGGUGUUCUGCCAUAACGAUCUGGUCAUGAGGAACAUUAUCUGGGACAAGAACUCUGCUUCUGUGUCCUUCAUUGACUUUGAGUACUCAGCCCCGAACUACCAGCCCUUCGACAUCGCCAACCACUUCAACGAAUAUUCUGGGAUGGAUGAAAUGGAUUACAGUUUGUAUCCCAGCGAGGAGGCACAGCGGGCAUGGCUAAAGAGCUACUUGGCUCAAUAUCGCGGCGUGACUGAGGAAGAGGUGCAGAUGGACGAGGUAGAGCUGUGGUUAGCCUGGGUCACCAAGUUCACCCUGGCGUCUCACCUCUUCUGGGGCAUGUGGGGCUUCCUGCAGGCGUGCCACUCCUCCAUAGACUUCGACUACGUGAAGUACGGCAUCGCUCGCCUGGCGGAAUACCACAGAAAGAAGCAAGAAGUGUUUGCUUUGGCCGUGGGUACUGCUGUCCCCUCGCCGCCAGUGCCUCACGGAACGGCCAGAAGCACCAGCUGAAGUUCGUUCGUAGAGCUCUUCCAUGCAGUCACGUAGCCGAAUUACAAGUUAGAUGACACUGGAAGCGAUGCUACUGGAUAGUCAUGUAUUCAGAUUUUGUUAUUAUUAUAUUUUGUGCCACUAUAUUCACAAAAAAAAAAAAAAAGCUGAUGUAUUAACCUCUACGUACUUUUUAUAUUUUGUAAGCAUAUUACAGUUAGAGGUCGCGUUUGUAACUUCGACUCAGAUCAGGGGCUCCAAUCAAAUGGUGUUGCUAACCUAGCAUACGUUAAAAUCUUUGCCAAUAUGGAUACUCGUAUAUAUAUAUAUAUAUAUAUAUAUAUAUAUAUAUAUAUAUAUAUAUAUAUAUAUAUAUAUAUAUAUAUAUAUAUAUAUAUAUAUAUAUAUAUAUAUAUAUAUAUAUAUAUAUAUAUAUCAAUAACUCGACUACACAGCCCAGCCAACCUUUUACAUGAACAGAGCUGAUCGGGAAACGAGUAUCUAGGUAAAUACUUUGGACUAGCUUUAGUUGAAGUUCUGUCAGUGUGGGUACUCAUAUAUUGUGCCAACCAAAUGCCUGUACUGUACUGACUUGCCAGCCUUACAUGUGCAGAGUUGGUCAUGAAACAAUUUUUUUUUUUAAGUAACAAAACUAUUCAAGGGAAAACCGGAGCAACUUGACAAUUAGCAUAAUGACUUCUCCUUUGCAUUCCAGUCUGGCUAAGAUUACUAUCGUGAUUACGACUACAGAAAACACCAAAGCAAAUUAGACUACAAAUCUUAUUAAUACCGGCAUCGUUCGGUCAUAGUUAUUAUUUUUGUUCAACAGUUAAAUUUAGUAUUAGUUAUUUUACUUCAAUGGUGAUCCUUUAUUAACAUUCAGAGCACUAUAGAAACUGAUUCAUAGAGAGAGAGAGAGAGAGAGAGAGAGAGAGAGAGAGAGAGAGAGAGAGAGAGAGAGAGAGAGAGAGAGAGAGAGAGAGAGAGAGAGAGAGAGAGAGAGAUUUCGUCUUUUAUAGGCUACAAAACUAUGCAAGAGAAUGCAGUACAAAAAUAAAUGAUAAGAAAUUCGUAAUUGAUGGCGGGAAAAUUUGUUUAGUAGUGAAAGGAUUAAAAGUAACAAUGUAGAGGACGGGGAAGUGGCGGUAAAACUAGUCAGUACCAACAUUAUGCCGGAGAGUCCACGUGCAUUGAGUCAAUAGGGCAGAGAUAAACUUCCUCUUUGCUUUGUCAUUUAACCAUCAUGGUCAGGUAUAUGUUGUGACCUUACUGCCAAUAUGCGUGGCAGCACUUUAAGAACAGUUAAGACACUCUCGGAACGUAUGUAUGUGUGUGUUUUGGCAGACUCCUUGACAAUGAUGAUAAUGAUAGAAGUAAGUAGCAUACGUCAAACUUCGCUUUUAUUUGAUAAUAUUAAUGAUUUCCUAGUUAGUGUAUUGCAAAAAAAGUGAUCUUUACUCACAUCAAUAUGACAGUGUUAAUAUGGUGUACGAUUAUAAGCAAGGACAUUUUAUUAUAAUUACACUCAUAAUUUGCCUCUCACAAGCAAUUUACCAAGGUGAAUCACACUGUGAAUCGCACGAUCAACUCAUCGACAAUAUUCAUGGGCUCCUUGUCACUCCCUGGUAGGUUUAUGGCAGCCUUACUGCGUUCUUAUUCUGGUAUCAACCUUACUUUCCUACAGUCAGUUUUUACUAUCAGCCUGCUCCUGCAGAAUAUUCGUCCUCUGUUAACACCACCAUACAGGAUUGUAUCGUUUAUAUUCCUUGAUAAACACACCAGGUUUCUUUCUAGUGUAAUUGAGAUGAAAUGAUGAAGAGUAAAAUCAUACCAUUACAGCUCCCAGGACAUUGUGUAUGUAUAUCAUUGAGUGAUGGGCAGCAGUGUUCUGUGUUGACUCAGGCCAGGAAGUGGCCAAAACAUGUGACUUGCCUGAAGACAUGGGAAAUAUUAAUAAUAUGCAUAUUAGUACCUCUUAA